This is a messenger RNA of Prunus armeniaca (apricot), 1089 nucleotides long. Lineage: Eukaryota; Viridiplantae; Streptophyta; Magnoliopsida; Rosales; Rosaceae. The record is from the annotation of a GenBank genome assembly.
AUGAAGCUGUUUAUUCUUGUAGCCUCUCUAUGCCUGACUUUGAGCACAGUCUCCUCAAGUCUUCAACCAUACGAGGCAAUUUUCAACUUCGGCGACUCCCUUAGUGACACCGGAAAUUUCCUCCUCUCUGGUGCCCUUGCAUUCCCAGUCAUCGGAAAGCUCCCUUAUGGAGAGACCUUUUUUCGACAUGCAACCGGCCGGUGUUCCGAUGGACGACUUGUCGUUGAUUUCAUUGCUGAGGCACUUGGGUUGCCACAUUUGCCACCCUACCUGGCACUAAGCAAAGGCCAAGAUGUGAAGCAUGGAGUGAACUUUGCUGUUGCUGGAGCCACUGCGCUUGACCCACAAUUCUUCUACCAAAGAAAAAUCGGAUCCGUUCUGUGGACAAACGAUUCCUUGAGCACUCAGCUUGGUUGGUUCAAGAAGCUUAAGCCCUCACUUUGCACCACCAAACAAGAGUGUGACAACUACUUCAAAAAGGCUCUGUUUCUGGUGGGGGAGAUAGGUGGAAACGAUUACAACUAUGCCUUCUUUGUUGGUGGAAACAUUAAACAGCUCAAAGCCUCUGUCCCAUUUGUUGUUGAAGCAAUUACUCAAGCCACCAGUGCAUUGAUAGAGGAAGGAGCAGUGGAGUUGGUGGUGCCCGGAAACUUGCCGAUUGGGUGCUCAGCUGUGUAUCUGACUCUGUUUCGAAGCCCCAACGAAGCUGUUUAUGAUAAACGAAAUGGGUGUUUGAAGGCGUUCAAUGGUUUCUCCAAGUACCAUAACAGUGAGCUCAAGCGUGCCCUGGGGGCACUUAGACUAAAAUACCCUCAUGCAAGGAUUAUAUAUGCUGACUACUAUGGUGCAGCCAUGCCUUUUUACCAUGCCCCUCAGCAUUAUGGGUUUAAAAGUGGGACAUUAAGGGCUUGUUGUGGAGGGGGAGGGCCAUACAACUUCAAUAAUUCAGCAAGGUGUGGGCACAUUGGAUCAACAGCCUGUAAAGAUCCAUCUUCCUUUGCAAACUGGGAUGGAAUUCACUUAACAGAAGCAGCUUAUGGGCACAUUGCCAAGGGCUUGAUCCAUGGCCGUUUUGCCACACCCCUCUAG